UAGAUAGGCCGCGGCGGGACGGAUGUGGGGCGGUAGGGUCGGGGCCUUGCUGCGGGUACGGAGGUUGCAGCCAGCAGGGGUAUCCGGAAGGACACUGCUAAGCUGUAAUGCUGUCUCGCAGGCAGGAAGCAGUUCGCCGCGGUGUUGGAACUGCGGGGGGUCAGGGGGUGCUGGGCGGGAGGACGGGUUCUUCUGCCCGCGGUGCCGCGCGCUGCAGCCCCCCGACCCUACUCGAGACUACUUCAGCCUUAUGGAUUGCAACCGAUCCUUCAGGGUUGACACCACGAAGCUCCAGCACAGGUUCCAGCAGCUACAGCGUCUUGUCCACCCAGAUUUCUUCAGCCAGCGGUCUAAGACCGAAAAGGACUUCUCAGAGGAGCAUUCAACCCUAGUGAAUGAUGCCUAUAAGACUCUUCUGGCCCCCCUGAACAGAGGACUAUACCUUCUAAAGCUCCACGGGAUAGAGAUUCCUGAAGGAACAGAUCAUGAAAUAGACCGUCAGUUCCUCACCGAAAUCAUGGAAUUCAAUGAGAGACUCGCAGAGGCUCAAAGCAAAGAUGCUGUGGAAGAGAUUGAAUCCACUGUCAGAGCCAGACAGAAAGAAUUGAUUGACAGUGCAAGCCAAGCUUUUGAACAAGAUGACUUUGAAAAAGCCAAGGAAAUUUUAACAAAAAUGAGAUACUUUUCAAAUGUAGAAGCAAAGAUCAAGCUAAAGAAAACGCCCCUCUAGUUGCUAACUUAACGUUUACAAAUAAAUUUCCUAUCUCUCUUCUGACUUCUGAUUAAGAAUAGAUAAACUAUAGCCAUUGAUAUUUCACUUCCGCCUGUGGCCUUUCAGGACACUGAGCCACACAGUUCCUGUGCUCAGUUCUGCACGUGACAUUUGACACAACAUGCCACCGCCGAGGCCACUGGACGGGGAGUGGGAAUGGAGGGGGCUGAAAACUGUCCGCAAUGGUCUCACGGAAUAUUUUAGGCUUGUGAGCUUGAGGCCAUAUGUGGCCUCUGUUGUAGCUACUAUGGGGACUCUGUCAUUGUAGCACAGAGGCAGCCAUGGACACUGUUGAACAAAGGGAUAAUCUGAUCUCAUUUACAAAAAAAGGGGAGGAUACGGUCCAGUGGUACAGCCUUGCCUAGCAUGUGCAAGGCCCUCAGUUCGAUCUCCAUCACCACCCAAAAAGAAAAGAGCAGGACAGAAACAAAGCUGUAUUUACAAAACAGACAGUAGGCCGGAUGUAGUCAGGUUUGCCUUCCUGCUAAUGACCUUCACUAAAAUAGUUUGUUACCGUGGCCUUGGGGCAGUUGUUAGGAAUGUCUUCCCGCCUGUAGAUAACAGUAUCAAGAGUUAGGCUGGAAUUAAAGACUGAUCCUAUUUCCCCUCCCUGAUGGGGUGGAGCAGUUUUAAUGACUCCCUGGACAGUUGACACGCUCUGGUCACUGUUUCACACUUUAAUUCAGAUCCACCUCCCCUUCUGCAUCUUUGGAAAUUCAGCUUAAGUUCUUCAUCCAUUUCCAGGAAAAGAAAAGGGUUUUGUUUUUUGUUUUUUUUUAAGUCUCUGCAUCUGGAAAGAUUAAAAUAUUAAACACAAAAUUCUGGUUAAGCAAUUCCAUGAAACAGCAUUCCAGUUCCUCUGGAGAGAAUCACUUGGGGUUUUUUUCAUGGUUUUGAUUUUUUUGAGAGGGUCUCACUCUGUAGCCCAGACUGGCCUCAAACUCAAAAUGCUCCUGCCUUGGUCUCCCAAGUGCUGGGAUUACGGGUGUGCUCUAUAACGCCUAGCAGAGAAUCACUUGCUAAUUGAAAAAGUCAGAGCCCA
Molecule: messenger RNA, 1814 nt
Organism: Castor canadensis (American beaver)
Lineage: Eukaryota; Metazoa; Chordata; Mammalia; Rodentia; Castoridae
Gene: Hscb
Product: HscB mitochondrial iron-sulfur cluster cochaperone
Biological process (GO): protein complex oligomerization; [2Fe-2S] cluster assembly
Cellular component (GO): mitochondrion
Molecular function (GO): ATPase activator activity; protein-folding chaperone binding
Source: RefSeq, a predicted model, not a curated record